UAUAUGUGGCUGGCAAAAGAACAGACAUGCCACUCCCCUCUCCCCUGCUAAAUCCCCGCUCCCUCCACUGUCUUAUCCGCCACUACCACUCUUCCACCGUCCGACACUCGAUGGCCGCCGCCGAGCCCAUAAGCCCAUCAAACACGCGUGUGGGCUGGAUCGGCACGGGCGUCAUGGGCCAGUCCAUGUGCGCCCACCUCAUCCGGGCCGGCUACACCCUCACCGUCUUCAACCGCACUGCUUCCAAGGCCCAACCUCUCGUCGACCUCGGGGCCCACUUCGCUGCUUCCCCCCACGCCGUCGCCGCCCGCUCCGACGUCGUAUUCUCCAUCGUCGGCUACCCCUCCGACGUGCGCUCCGUCCUCCUCCACCCAACCUCCGGCGCGCUCGCCGCCCUCCGCCCGGGCGGUGUCCUCGUUGACAUGACCACCUCGGAGCCCUCCCUCGCCGCCGAAAUUGCGGAGGCAGCCGUGGCCAAAGGCUGCCACUCCGUCGACGCCCCCGUCUCCGGCGGAGACCGCGGCGCGAAGAACGGAACCCUGGCGAUUUUCGCCGGUGGGGAGGAAUCGACAGUGAAGAAUCUGGAACCCUUGUUUUCAGUGAUGGGGAAAGUGAACUACAUGGGAGGGAGUGGGAAGGGGCAAUUCGCGAAAUUGGCGAAUCAGGUGACGAUAGCGUCGACGAUGGUGGGGCUGGUGGAGGGCAUGGUGUACGCACACAAGGCAGGGUUGGAUGUAGGGUUGUUCCUGGAGGCGAUUUCCACCGGCGCGGCCGGUUCGAAGUCGCUGGACUUGUACGGAAAGAGGAUCUUAAAGAGGGAUUUUGAAGCGGGGUUUUUCGUGAACCACUUUGUUAAAGAUUUGGGGAUUUGUCUGAAGGAGUGUCAGAAUAUGGGGAUUGCUUUGCCUGGUUUGGCUCUUGCUCAACAGCUUUAUUUGUCGCUUAAGGCUCAUGGUGAAGGAAAUUUGGGUACUCAGGCUCUGAUUUUGGUACUCGAGCGACUCAACAAUGUCUCUCUUCCUCCCUCCGAUUCCUGAAAUCUCAAAACAACGCAUUGCCCUCUGCACUCUGUUGUCUCACACAACCCUGUGGCAUAAUAAAGUUUGCUGAUUAAGUUACCCUUUUGUUUCUUUGAAGAAUUCUUUGGUAUCAACAAUGUUGGGGAUUUAUGUAUGAUGCUCAUGAAAAUGUGUUCUACCUCUUUAUCUCAAGAGUUAUAACACCGUUGUAUCAGUUACUUAUAAACUAAUUAUCCUAUUUUCAGUGAAGUUUUCACAUCAUGGAAAUGUAACUUCCAGAAUGCAUAGAAGGUGGCAGCAAUGGCAUUUCGCUUUAUUCCAGGUUUCCUAGUCGAUGGCAUGAAAAAACAAUACCGAUUACGAGGUUUGUAGUUGGGCCUCGCAAAAACAAGGUUGAUGUUUGCUGUAGAGUAGGUUUUAUACUAUUGUUUUGCUGUGAUGUUUGGAUUGGUCUUGGACCUGUGAAUGUUGCUUACUUAUGAAAGCUUUUCUUCUAUCUA
Molecule: messenger RNA, 1519 nt
Organism: Vigna unguiculata (cowpea)
Lineage: Eukaryota; Viridiplantae; Streptophyta; Magnoliopsida; Fabales; Fabaceae
Product: 6-phosphogluconate dehydrogenase family protein
Molecular function (GO): NADP binding; oxidoreductase activity; NAD binding
Source: RefSeq, a predicted model, not a curated record